Messenger RNA from Podospora anserina S mat+, 1497 nucleotides. RefSeq lists its product as uncharacterized. NCBI's taxonomy places the organism in Eukaryota, Fungi, Ascomycota, Sordariomycetes, Sordariales, Podosporaceae. Gene Ontology annotation, cellular component: nucleus. The record is from RefSeq and is a predicted model, not a curated record. Gene Ontology annotation, molecular function: RNA binding. Bases 1 to 1497 code for a protein of 498 amino acids. The transcript is spliced from 5 exons.
AUGGACGGACGUAGCACGAAGCGGUCUCGCUUUGACCAGACCGAGCCGGAGCCUCGCCGUCCUUCGAGAUUCGACCGUCGAUCCCGUUCGCCGCCGGGGCGCAAGCCCGACUCGGAUCGCGAACGUGAGCGCAGCCCUCUUUCUCGGCCUCGCGACGCGCCCACCGGUCCCAAGUCCCCAGUUGAUCCCGCUGCUGCUGCCGCCGCCGCCGCUGCCAAGAUCAACGCUCAGCUACAGGCCCGCAAGGGCAUCCAACAUGUAGAUGUCCCACCCGUCCGGUCCGCGUCGUCCGGCAAAGAAGGAAGCGCCGGACCUGCCCUCAACGGGGAGGUGUAUGUUGCCGAUGGCGACUUUAUCAAGGACAUCGAAGUGAACGAUCUGCGCAACCGCUACCUUCUGACCAAAGGCUCGACCCAGAAAAUGAUUAAAGAUGAGACUGGUGCCGAUGUCACCACUCGCGGAAGCUACUUUCCCGACAAGUCGAUGGCCACGCCGGCGAACCCUCCUCUCUACCUCCACGUAACGUCCACGACCAAGGAAGGCUUGGACAAGGCAGUAGCCAAGAUCGAGGAGUUGAUGAAGCAGGAACUCCCCCAACUUGUCGAUGAGCGCCGCUUUCAGCGCCGCCACAACCCCGAGCAGCCGCCGGUCGAGCGUGACGAGUUUGGCCGACGCAAAUGGCCCGAGGAGAAGAUAGCAAUCACGCUCGAGUCGGUCCCAGGUUUCAACCUGCGCGCUCAGGUUGUUGGACACGGUGGCGCAUACGUCAAGCAUAUCCAGUCGGAAACUGGGUGCCGUGUUCAGAUCAAGGGCCGCGGGUCCGGAUACAUCGAAUCCUCCACGGGCCGUGAAAGCGAAGAGGACAUGUACCUCCAUGUUGCCGGCCCCGAUCCUCUCAUGGUCAAGAAAGCAAAGGAGCUCUGCGAGGAUCUGUUGGACAACGUAAAGCAGGAGUACGAAGCAUUCAAGAGUCGGCCUCCUCCUCAGCGACAUUACAACGGCGGAGGUGGUGGUGGUGGUGGCUACGGCGGCGGUCGAGGUGGUGGCGAUUCAUUCCAUGGUCAAGCAUACAACCGCGACAGUCACAGUCACCACAACAGCAGCCACAGCCAAAGUCAUAGUUACAGCAACUCCCCUGCCCCUCCGGCAGCCUCUUCUUCGGCAUCUCCUGCACCAGCGGCCAGCACUCCCACAGCAACGAACCCGGCUGACUACGCCGCUCAAUACGCGCAAUACAUGCAGUACUACGGCAGCGCAGCAGCUGGUGCUGAUCCGUACGCGGCGUAUGGAGGGUAUGAAGCGUACAUGCGAAUGUACCAUCAAUGCAUGGCAAGCCAACCACAGCAAGCUCCCGCUGCCCCAGGUGCAUCUGCAUCUCCCCCUCCUCCUCCACCAAGCGAUGCGGCGCCUCCCCCACCGCCUCCUUCCUCGGCUCCUCCCCCUCCCCCACCAGGAGGACCCCCAGGCACCUCUGGUGGGAUGUACAGCGCGGUAUGA